Messenger RNA from Physella acuta, 992 nucleotides. RefSeq lists its product as uncharacterized. Lineage: Eukaryota; Metazoa; Mollusca; Gastropoda; Physidae. Gene Ontology annotation, cellular component: mitochondrion; respiratory chain complex I. The record is from RefSeq and is a predicted model, not a curated record.
AAAAAAUAAUGUCAAUGUCACUGCUCCUCUCCCUAAAGCCGUUGUAACGACAACAGCAAUCGGCAACAAUGUCUUUCUCUUUUCGACUACUUCCAAGGAUCACCCGAUCAGUUUCUCCUCAGUUAUCAAGGAGCUACAGUUCAACUUCUAAAGAUGGGAAACCAAAAACCUCUAAAGCUGCAGAUAAAAAAGAACCAACAUCACAAGCCACUAUUUCCCCUUCUAAAGCUUCAGUAGCUGCUUCUAAAGUUUCUGAACCCCAAGUCGUCGAAAAGGGAGACACAUACAAGGCUGGAGAAACUUACUUCAACUUUGAUUCAUACAGCUUUUACGAACUAGAAACUAAAAUGAAAUCCUAUAGGAAAUCUCAACCUUCUGCAAAUGAAAAGGUGAAAGUGUAUUGUUCUGAAGUACCCACACCAAAAAGACCAAUUUCACCUACGCCCCGUAGACUCCUGCCAGAUCCAUUUGGCCACAUGGUUGAGUGGCCAAAUAAAGAAGAGGAAAAACCAGAAGAAGUGAAUAUCUCUCCUACCCCACAAGAGGAGAAACCUUACUAUCCAAUUGUUAAUGGUCAUUACAAAAUAGCCAGAGACCGCAAAAAAGAUCCUUACUACAGAGCUAGAAUGCCCUUGUAAAAGAGUUUUUGCAUGGUUUCUACCAUUCAUGAAUCCAGUAAGAUACUCAACCCUGGGGAAGUGUUCAACAAUCACACAGGAGUCAGAUGCACAAUUGUUGGUAAACAAAAGACAGUUCCUGAGACUAGUCCACUGUAUGGAUCAAAUGAUGAACAAGUUGUAAGUGUAGGGAGCGAAUAAAGCUUGCAUCUGGUGCCAGAAGAAACUCUGAAGUAUGUGCAAAAAAGUAGCUUGUAGAGUGUUGCUCACCACAACACUGACGGCUGCUGUUUGCCACCCAUGCAAGUUUGUUCAGUUCCCCAAAAAAAAUUGUAAAAUUUAUUUAAAAUUACAAAUAAAAAGUAAACAUUGACA